AACUAAAAUUUCAUUGUUAUAAUUUUUCGAAUAACGAAAAUUCAUCAUAUUUACAGAAAAAGAAGAAAACAACGAAUGAAAAAAAAACCUUUAAAAAAGGGAAUAUGAAAAGAAAUAAAAAUGAAAAUGGGAAUAAUAAAAAGCAGACGUGGCAGCGAUACCCUAAGCACACAUCUGCAGAUAUAAACAGCGUCUUCCUCACGCCAAGGGGAAGAGAUAGAGAGAGAUCUGAUCUGUGGUUUUGUUUUUCUGAAAGAGAAAGGAGAGAGAGGUUUGAUCAGAAUGUCUGGGGGCGAUGGAAACAACGGUGGAGAAAGACGCAAAGGGUCGGUGAAGUGGUUCGACACCUCGAAGGGCUUUGGUUUCAUCACACCCGACGACGGUGGUGACGAUCUCUUCGUUCACCAGUCCUCCAUCAGAUCUGAGGGUUACCGUAGCCUUGCCCCGGAGGAAUCCGUUGAGUUCGAGGUCGAGGUCGACAACAGCGGACGUAACAAGGCUGUCGAAGUCACCGGACCAGACGGCGCUCCGGUUCUGGGUAGCAGCGGCGGUUCAUCUGGAGGACGAGGCGGUUUUGGCGGCGGUGGAAGAGGUGGAGGACGAGGUGGCGGAUACGGUGGUGGCGGCGGCGGAUACGGUGGAGGAGGAGGUUAUGGUGGUGGACGCGGAGGCGGUGGUGGUGAUGGGGCUUGUUACAAGUGCGGAGAGCCUGGUCACAUGGCGAGAGACUGUUCCCAAGGUGGUGGUGGUGGCUACGGAGGAGGUGGCGGCGGUAGGUUCGGCGGUGGAGGAGGAGGUGGCGGAGGGAGCUGCUACAGCUGUGGAGAGUCGGGUCAUUUCGCGAGGGACUGCACAAGCGGCGGUCGUUGAAGCAAAACAAGUUAAAAGGCGGUUUGUAGAAGGGUAAAUCAGUCAUCUCGGCGCCUGCUAUCUCAAAUAUCCUAAUCAUCUAUCUAUCUUAUCUUCUUUUGUUUUUCUAUCUCCUCGGUUUUUUUUUCGGUUUAUUAGGACAUGUUGUUAUGGUGUUUGUUAUGCGUAAGAAGCUGGAUUCGUAUUUGCAUGUUUUAUCAAUCAUAAGUUUCGAAUCGUUGUUA
Brassica napus (rape) is the source of this 1094-nucleotide messenger RNA. RefSeq names its product cold shock domain-containing protein 4. The record is from RefSeq and is a predicted model, not a curated record. Bases 283 to 870 code for a protein of 195 amino acids. The transcript has a single exon. Lineage: Eukaryota; Viridiplantae; Streptophyta; Magnoliopsida; Brassicales; Brassicaceae. Gene Ontology annotation, molecular function: nucleic acid binding; zinc ion binding.